Mus pahari (shrew mouse) is the source of this 4325-nucleotide messenger RNA. It is a transcript of the gene Ube2j1, whose product is annotated as ubiquitin conjugating enzyme E2 J1. The record is from RefSeq and is a predicted model, not a curated record. Lineage: Eukaryota; Metazoa; Chordata; Mammalia; Rodentia; Muridae. The coding region runs from base 181 to 1017 and encodes 278 amino acids. The transcript has 7 exons.
CCCGUUCGGCGACGCCCCGGCGCCCGGCCGGCCCUCAGGGAGGCGGACCCCGCGGCCCGCACCCUCGCCCGCGGUCGGGCUGGACUGGGCGGUGUCAGCGGAGGCCCUCGCUAGGCGCGUCCGCCGCGCGAGACCCGGGCAGCUGCGGCGUCGACCAGAGCGGCGGCGGGGACGUCCGCUAUGGAGACCCGCUACAACCUGAAGAGCCCGGCUGUUAAGCGAUUGAUGAAAGAAGCGGCAGAAUUGAAAGAUCCAACAGAUCAUUACCACGCUCAGCCUCUGGAGGAUAACCUUUUUGAAUGGCACUUCACAGUUAGAGGGCCCCCAGAUUCUGAUUUUGAUGGAGGAGUUUAUCAUGGACGCAUAGUACUGCCACCAGAGUACCCCAUGAAACCACCAAGCAUUAUCCUGCUAACAGCUAAUGGACGGUUUGAAGUAGGCAAGAAGAUCUGUCUAAGCAUCUCAGGACAUCAUCCUGAAACCUGGCAGCCUUCAUGGAGCAUCAGGACAGCCUUGCUGGCCAUCAUCGGGUUUAUGCCGACUAAAGGAGAGGGAGCCAUAGGUUCCCUAGAUUACACCCCGGAGGAGAGAAGAGCGCUUGCCAAAAAAUCACAAGAUUUCUGUUGUGAAAGCUGCGGCUCUGCCAUGAAGGAUGUCCUGUUGCCAUUAAAAUCUGGAAGCUGUUCAAGCCAGGCUGACCAAGAAGCCAAAGAACUGGCCAGACAGAUUAGUUUUAAGUAUGGCGCCCAGAAUCCAUCAGGAGCACCCUUGCCACAACCUUCCCAGCCAGCUCCUAAGAAUACUUCCAUGAGCCCUCGGCAGCGCAGAGCCCAGCAACAGAGUCAGAGAAGGCCAUCCACUUCCCCCGAUGUGCUCCAAGGCCAGCCACCAAGAGCCCAGCACACAGAGCACGGCGGGUCCGCCAUGCUGAUCAUCAUCCUGACUUUGGCAUUGGCGGCUCUUAUAUUCCGACGAAUAUAUCUGGCCAAUGAGUACGUAUUUGACUUUGAGUUAUAAUGCUGGUUUGUGACUUAUGAGCUGUGACUCAGUUGCUUCAUUAAACAUUCUGCAUUGGGUAUAACCUAAGGAUUGUUUACAAAAAGAUUAUUUUGUAUUUACCCUUCGUUACAUUUUUUAUUGUUAUAAAUUCAUUGUGCUUUUAGUAGACAUUCAGGCUAUGGUCCAACGGUUUGUCCUGCUUAGGUUAAGGGACUGGAAGUCAUAGUUCCUUGUCUUACUAUUUAAUCUACUUCACAAACAAGUAACUUAUUGUGGUUGCUCACAGCCAAGCUGCUUUUCUAUGUAGUCCUUUGGAUUUUCAGAUAAAAGAAGGUGUUUCCACAUUGGAGUAUUACUGGUACUCAGUGUCCCUUGCUGAGUACUGUCGUUAGUUGUAUAGACCAAGGGGGAUGAAGAAUUGGGGAGGGGCACUGCUCACUAGCUUAGCUUCUUGAGAAGUGUCAUUUACAGUAGAGACAGGGGAGUGCCCAUUCUGUGAACUUUGUAUUUGAAACUUUGUGCGGUGAGAAUAAUUUUAUUUCAGACAUUUAUGAAGAUCUUUGUUAUAUUUUUGUUUUUGGAUAUUACUUGAAGAGGAAAGACUUUGUAGCCCCUUUGGUAUGCAAUCUCCAGUAUGCACACAAAUGAAAAGAAAACGACCUGUCUCAAGGAAGGAAGGGUCCAAGCCAGAAGUUGUUUGAUUUUUCUUUCACAAGUGGUGAGGAGAUCUUAAAGUUUGAGUAUUUACUUUCAUUUGUACAUGGUUUGAAUUAUAUGCCCAGCUCAUAAUCACUAUAGCUUUUCAUUAUUCCAGAAAUAUGCUUAGCAUUCAGAUUUUAAUAGAAAAACUGCGGACCCAAGUAACAGCGAUGAAUUAACCACAACAAACCUUUACUUAGAAUUGUUCACUAGUCAAAGCCUAAGAAAAUUUCAUGAAAAGUCUAUCUUCUCCUGAGUGCCAGCAAGUCCCCCCAUGCUGACGUGCAGCUCUGUCAUCCCAGUGACUAGUGAGACCGCUUAGGACAGCGUUGCCUUCAAGCAUGCUCCUUCAGCAACCUCGAGGGCACUGUCGAGGGGCUGCCAUUGCCCAAUUGACUGGAAAAUGUAGGCAGCUUUUAAAUAGUUCAUGCUCUCAAAGCCCAUUUAGAAGUUUUUGUUUUGUUUUUUUGUUUUUAAGGACAACUGAAUAUAAAUGGCGUUUGGGUUCUAGCUCAGUCCACAACUGUCAGUUCAUAAUGUCUUUUAAGUAUAUGUGGGAGGGGAGUUGUAAAGUCCUCAUGUGGUUUUAACUAAAUAUAAUUAUGGACAAGAAAAAAAAACAGCUCACAAAAAUCAUUCUAAAGGUGAGCUUAAUUUUCACUCCUGUCAUGUGAUGUUGCGAUCUGUUACCACUGAAGGUAAUUUUCACUUGUAUUUGGUAGUCAGGUUUUGUUGUUUCUGUUGUUAUCCCAACACCUAAAGUUUUAAAAGGCACUGAGUGCUAGACUAUAAUCUCCCAGUUUUAUAGAGUAGAUUUUAUAGUUAUUUGAAGAUUGUUUAUAGAUGAGGUUGGUAAAAUCUAGAAAGCCCAAGGACUUUGUGAAGACUUGAUGUAAGGAAGACUAUAGGUUACCAUUUUAAAAAUAAUGUUCUUGCCAUGAAAAAGUAUAUUUUGAGGUCUUAGUUUAUAAUAUGAGAAACUUGGGGUCCAUGAUCCAGUAAGAAGUCAGUAACCCAAUGGGAAGCCAUGUGGUGAGGGUUGUUCUGAGAUCUUAUCCACUCCCCUCACUGUCGCUAACUGGCUACCUCCUUACGUGUGUUGGCAUUCCUUAGCACCCGAUACACACAUCAAAGUGGUACAUUUUGCUUUUACCCCUGAUAUGCUAUCUAAAAAUUGUCCUCCAACCCCCACCUUGGAGCUAGUGAGGUCCUGGAAGGGCCUCUGUUGUCAGAGCCUCAGGUUACCUCCCUAGAUCCAGCAUAAGGCACAAACCAUGGAGAAGCUGGUAGGUAAAGUCUUCAAUUCUUGUUUCCCCAGUCCUCAGAGUUCAGAACUCAAGGCUUCUUCACUGACCAGCAUAGCACAUGAGUACACAUCAAAUUAGUUCAAAUAGCAUGCUUGAAAAAAUAAUGCCUGUUUUGCUUGUAGCAGUCUGGCCCAUGAGCCAUCUGAACCUUAUGUACGUGGGUGGGGCUUUGAUGUAGCACUUUACAUUUCCCUGCUGCUGCUGUUGUUUAUUCUACUGAAAUAAAUGCUUUCACCAAGCUGCUCAGUGAAUUUAAAAAUUAAGUUAUUUACUGUGUUACUAUGAAAAUGGCAACUUCCCCUGUUUCAGAGAAUAAGAACUCUGCUUAUUCAGCUUCCGUUUAUGAAGAAACACCGUGUUAAGAUUGCUCACUUUUAUAGCCCAGAAUUUCAAACCUCACAUACCUGUUCUUACGAGGCCUCAGGAUGAAGUAUGAAGAAGCCUACAUCGCUCUAUUGCCUGCGAACACGUAUGUAUCAAGGGUACCGUAGUGACCCUCAAUGUUGAGUGACUCCCUGAGGCCUUGUGAACAAACAUCUGUUCACCUCAAACAGGGCAUUACCCCCAGUCCAAAGCCAGUUCACCCAAGGCUAUGUUAGUGGCCAGUGAGUUUAUUGGGGUUACUUACAACAUGAGCAUGAGUGGGUGGAAGGUGGUGUCAUCCAGGAAAAGCCUACCUCAGCCUGGGCGAUGACCAAUGACUCAGGGAACAGCAGCUCUACUGCAUGACUGACAGGCAGCUCACCCUAUUGGAGUCUCUCCCUGAGUGGGUGGUGCUUAUUUGGGAUGGGGCUUGUGAAACUUGUUUUGGGAGCUUCCUUACCCUUGCAGGUUUCCUUUACUUCCUGAGCCUUAUAUGCCCCCUGCCCACUCCCCAUUCCAUCUAAACGAGUAUUUCAGUUGGAGCAUUCCUGCCGUGCUACACUGGCUGACCAAGAGUAGUGAUGCAUACCUGAGCAUUGAAACUGGCAGGAAGCUGUUCAGCCCAAAAGCUGUCUGAGCACCUUUUGAACAGGUGUUUUCAGAACUUGUCUGAGCUGCCCAAUAAAACCAGUGACUGUACUCACACCUCAUUUUUAACCAGAGGUGGUUGUACAGUCUUACCCCGUGUCCAUAUUUGAGUGCCAUGUCUGGAUCUUUCCAUUUUCCUUUGUGAUUUUCACCACCAUUUUCAUUAGUCACUGUCUAAUCUGCACAGUUAUCUCUGGAUCUCCUCCAGUCUUGUGCCUUUUUUUUUUUUAAAUACAAACAAUUAGUCUUAAGUAUACCUGCUUCUGCCUUUUGCCUCUCUAUCAAGAAAGUGGCAGCAGGGCGUGGUGG